AUGCCUUCCACAUACAAGAAGGACAAGCCGUGGGACACGGACGAUAUUGACAAAUGGAAGGUAAGACGGCCCAUCAGCCGUAAAAUUCCCAUCCCGUUCUUCAGCCUAACAAAACCUUUUGAAAAACAGAUCGAAGAUUUCAAACCCGAAGACAAUGUCGCCGGAAACUUCGCCGAAGAAUCCUCCUUCAUGACCCUAUUCCCCAAGUACCGUGAAGUCUAUUUGAAAGAAGCAUGGCCCGCAGUCACCAAAUCCCUCGAGAAGCUCGGUAUCGCCUGCACCCUAGAUUUGGUUGAAGGUAGCAUGACCGUGAAAACCACCCGCAAGACCUACGACCCAGCCGCCAUCUUGAAAGCCCGCGACCUGAUCAAGCUGCUCGCCCGCAGUGUCCCCGUGACUCAAGCGCUGAAGAUCCUCCAAGACGACGUUGCCUGCGACAUCAUCAAGAUCCGCAACCAAGUGGCCAACAAAGAGCGCUUCGUGAAGCGGCGCCAGCGGAUCCUGGGUCCCAACGGGUCCACCCUGAAGGCAUUGGAGCUGCUCACAAGCACAUACAUCCUGGUGCAGGGUAACACCGUUGCGGUGAUGGGCCCGUUCAAGGGCCUGAAGGAGGUGCGCCGGAUUGUCGAUGACUGCAUGGCCAAUAUCCACCCCAUCUACCAUAUUAAGGAGCUUAUGAUCAAGCGCGAGCUGGCGAAAGACCCGACGCUGGCGAAUGAGUCGUGGGACCGGUUCUUGCCCAACUUCAAGAAGAGGACUCUGUCUAAGCGUCGCGUUCCGCAUCACGUUACCGACAAGUCGAAGAAGGUGUACACACCCUUCCCGCCCGCGCCGGAGAAGAGCAAGGUCGAUCUCCAGAUCGAGUCUGGCGAAUAUUUCCUUUCCAAGGAGGCUAAGGAUCGCGCUAAGAAGGAGGAGGUUAUGGAGCGCCAGCGCUUGAAGCGCGACGAGAAGAUGCGUGAGCGGGAGAAGGACUUUAUUGCGCCGGAGGAGACUACUGCUGUGGAUGAAGAGAAGAAGAAGAAGAAGGAGAAAAAGGAAAAGAAGGAGAAGAAGGAGAAGCGGAAGCGCGAGGCGGAGACUGAUGGAGAUGCAGAUGGCGCUGAGCGAAAGGAGAAGAAGAAAAAGAGGAAGAGCAAGUCCAAGGACGCCGACUCCGACGAAGAAUAA
Penicillium chermesinum is the source of this 1170-nucleotide messenger RNA. Its product is annotated as KRR1 small subunit processome component. Lineage: Eukaryota; Fungi; Ascomycota; Eurotiomycetes; Eurotiales; Aspergillaceae. The record is from RefSeq and is a predicted model, not a curated record. Bases 1 to 1170 code for a protein of 389 amino acids. The transcript has a single exon. Gene Ontology annotation, cellular component: small-subunit processome; nucleolus. Gene Ontology annotation, molecular function: RNA binding.